Messenger RNA from Chanos chanos (milkfish), 3496 nucleotides. It is a transcript of the gene cmtr1, whose product is annotated as cap methyltransferase 1. The transcript is spliced from 24 exons. Gene Ontology annotation, biological process: methylation; 7-methylguanosine mRNA capping. The record is from RefSeq and is a predicted model, not a curated record. NCBI's taxonomy places the organism in Eukaryota, Metazoa, Chordata, Actinopteri, Gonorynchiformes, Chanidae. The coding region runs from base 420 to 2918 and encodes 832 amino acids. Gene Ontology annotation, cellular component: cytoplasm; nucleus. Gene Ontology annotation, molecular function: nucleic acid binding; protein binding; methyltransferase cap1 activity.
UAUACCAGGGCUAAUAUUUACACAUUUUGAGAUUAUAAAUCGUUAAAACUUAGAGAGUCACAGGUAGACGCUUCAACGUUAAUUAUAGAAACAUCCGUGUCUACGUGAAUGGUCUUGCAUUCCCAAAUCCGUCCGCAAUCAUACCUGUACUACAAAGAUUGCAGAUAAUAUUAGCAAGCAUCACUUGGCAGCUGCAUAUCGAGGAGCUGAAAUCGAAACUUAACACAUUUUGCAUUCGUUCGGUUUCGAUAGCUAUGUAGACUGCGUUUUAAGCGACAGUUUUAAAAUUGAAAUUCUGUUGCUCUUUCUUCUGUGCUGGCUUUGCACUGUUGUUCUCCGGAGGUAGAGACUGUUUGCGAUGGUCAUUUGACCUAACAAGUUACUGAGUCGGAGCAGCAAGACUCGUCACUAAAGGCAAUAUGAAGCGGAGGGCUGAGAUCCCGGACGGUAAAUCAAAGUGGAAAAGGAGACGUCCGGAGGAGGAGGAGGAGGCGAGCUCUGACGAUGACGAGUCAUCACAAAGAGCCAACAGCCAGGACUCCAGCCAGAGUGAGUCUCUGAGCGAUCCUGAGGAUUGCAGACCCAGUUUCUCAAGGCCUCCACAAUCCCAGAAUGCCCAGAAGAGUGAACCUCCCAAUCAAGGGUCUUCUCAGUUUUCUAUGUACAAUAGUGUCUCACAGAAACUCAUGGCCAAAAUGGGUUUCAGAGAAGGCGAGGGUUUGGGGAAGUUUGGACAGGGUCGGAGAGAGAUUGUGGAAGCGUCAACGCAGCGUGGGCGACGUGGUUUGGGUCUGACCCUGCAGGGUUUUCAGGGUGAACUCAACGUUGACUGGCGGGAUGAACCUGAGCCCAGCGCUAUUGAGCGAGUGCAGUGGUUUCCAGAAUGUACUACUGAGAUCCCAGACUCCGACGAAUUAAGAGACUGGAUGGCUGUGGGACAGAGAAAGCUGAAGAUUGAGGAUGAAACAGAGUUCUGUUCCGAGGAUCUGCUGCACCUUCUUCUCCGCUGCAAGAGUGUGUUCGAUGACUUAGAAGGUGAAGAAAUGAGGCGUGCCCGCACUCGUGCUAACCCGUUUGAAACAAUACGAGGAGCCUUCUUCCUGAACAGAGCUGCAAUGAAGAUGGCCAAUAUGGAUUAUGUGUUUGACUUCAUGUUCACCAACCCAAAAGAUUCACAUGGGAAGUCACUGACGCGUGAUAAAGAGGGCGAGUUGUUAUAUUUCGGGGAUGUGUGCGCGGGUCCAGGGGGAUUCUCGGAGUAUGUGUUGUGGAGACGCCACUGGCACGCCAAGGGCUUUGGCAUGACGCUGAGAGGAGCAAAUGACUUCAAACUGGAGGACUUCUAUGCUGCUCCCAGUGAACUCUUUGAGCCCUACUAUGGAGAGGGUGGGGUUGACGGCGAUGGUGACAUCACAAGACCAGAGAACAUCAGUGCCUUCAGAAACUUUGUCUUGGAGAACACGGACCGCCGUGGUCUGCACUUCCUCAUGGCUGAUGGGGGCUUUUCAGUGGAGGGACAGGAGAAUAUUCAGGAGAUUUUGAGCAAACAGCUGCUGCUGUGUCAGUUCCUCACUGCACUGUCUGUCCUCAGAACAGGGGGCCAUUUUGUCUGUAAGACUUUUGACCUCUUCACGCCCUUCAGCGUUGGGCUAAUCUAUUUGCUCUACCUGUGCUUCGAACGAAUCUCUCUCUUCAAACCUGUCACCAGCAGACCAGCCAACUCAGAGAGGUACGUGGUGUGUAAGGGUUUGAAGCCUGGCUCUGAGGCAGUGAGGGAGUAUCUGUUUGGUGUGAAUCUGAAACUGAAUCAUUUCCGACACUCGGACAGAGAUGUCGUAGAGGUGGUCCCUCUUGACAUUAUAAAAGGAGAUCUGGAUUUCUACCACACGAUGGUCAACUCUAAUGAAAGUCAUUGUGCUGUGCAGGUCAAAGCUCUGGCCAAAAUCCACGCCUACGUUUUAGACACGACGUUAUCUGAGCCCAGGCAGGCGGAGAUUCGUAAAGAAUGUCUGAAGCUGUGGGGGAUUCCUGAUAAAGCUAGGGUUACACCUGCAACCUCAGACCCCAAAUCCAAGUUCUAUGAACUUGUUAAGGGUGCAGACAUGGACUACUUUAACUGUAAGCCAACAGCCUUAACAUCAGACACUCUAGACAAGUUACAGCAUGUUCUAGACCACAGGUGCAUUGUAGGAGGUGGAGAGCAGCUCUUCUUGUUGGGACUUGGGAAAUCUCAGAUCUACACAUGGGACGGGAAAGUUCCUCUGCGCUGGAGAAAACUGGAGAACUUCAAGCUGGAACUACCCAGAGAUACUUUACUGAGUGUGGAGAUAGUUCAGGAACUAAAAGGAGAGGGAAAAGCCCAGCGGCGUAUCAACGCUGUUCAUGUUCUUGAUGCUCUUGUUCUGAAUGGGACAGACGUGAGAGAUCAGCAUUUUAACCAGAGAAUUCAGAUGGCUGAGAAGUUUGUAAGAGCUGUGUCAAAACCGAGUCGUCCUGACAUGAACCCCAUCAGAGUGAAGGAGGUGUAUCGAUUGGAAGAGAUGGAGAAGAUCUUUGUGAGACUGGAGAUGAAGGUGACGAAGAGUUCAGGGGGAAUGCCACGACUGUCCUACACAGGCAGAGACGACCGUCACUUCCUCCCCAGCGGUCUCUACAUCAUCAAAACUGUCAACGACCCAUGGACAAUGGGAAUCAGUAAGACCUCACAAAGGAAAUUUUUUUACAACAAACAGACAAAAGACUCAACCUAUGACCUGCCACCCAGCUCUGUGGCACCAUUUCACGUCUGUCACCAAGAGCGGCUGUUUUGGGCCUGGGAAGAUGGGGUCAGAGUUCAUGAUUCUCAGACACGUAUUGACCCUAAGAAGUUGUCUAAAGAAGACGUGCUUUCAUUCAUCCAUCAGCACAGUCCACGGUGAACAGACGCACACAGCGGAUCUGUGGACUGGACACGGUGCAGGGGAGGGAGUGCCGCAGGACUGGCCUUAUGGCACUGAACUGGAAGAUGGAAAAAAUUUAAAUUCCACGUAACAUGAGAGAUGCAUGCUUUUGUUCUUCAAUCUUAUUUGUUCCCAAUUUUCAAACACUGUGUGUUUGGUGAGGCGUGUUGCAUGUGUUUGGAAUACUACCACUGAGACCAGGAAGGUUUUUCUCAGGUCUCUGAUUUCUGAAACAACAGAGUCCACCUGCCUCUCCAUCAGCUAAGUCCAGUGGCUUUAGAGCUUGUAUGCCAGCUCAGAAAGAACAAAGUCAAAAAUCUGGUGUUAAUUUAGAAUUCAGUAUGUUCAGUGCAACAUUUCUAAAUCAUAUGGCCUUACAUUACCAGUUGACCAACAAGCUGAAAUUCAAGCAUCAUUUUAGCCUUUAGUGUUGGGGCUUUAAAACUGUCUUGGAAAUAAUGUCUUAAUUUUUUUUCGACACUGUUUCAUCUGAAUCUGCAACUGAAGGAUUCUACCACAACAAUGCUGAGGAUCUGAAUUAAAUGUACAGUGAUCUG